AACAAAAGUACAUUUAUAUAUUUAUAAACCAAAAUGACUGCUCAAGGUGCCAAUGGUGAUAUUGUCGAUUUGGAAUCUUCACUUCUUCAACAAUUCUCGUGUAUGGGUACACAAGAUAAAGAUGUUCUUAUUAAUGAAUUCCAAAAAUUACUCUCACCUAACCAACUGUCACCAGAAGGAUGUGCUUUCUUCCUGGACAUGAAUAAUUGGAAUCUUCAACAGGCCAUCUGUUCAUACUUCGACCUAGAUGCACCCAAAGAACUUGGAAUGGAAUCAUUACCAGUCAUGAGUUUUAUCAAAGAUGUAACCAUAGGAGAAGGUGAAGAGGUUCCACCAAAUACCCGAUUUGUUAAAACUUGGAGAAUUUUAAAUUCAGGGACGGAAAGGUGGCCUCAAGGAUGUUCUUUACGAUUUAUAAAUGGCCAUUUAAUGGGAAAUUGUGAACGAGUUGUUGUAGAUCCUUUAGAGCCUGGACAGAUGGCCGAUGUGUCUUUAGAAAUGAUAAGUCCAGCCAUGUCUGGCAUAUUUCAAGGCCAAUGGAGGAUGAGUACAGCCAUUGGUCAAUUUUUUGGAGAAAUAAUUUGGGUGAUAAUCACAGUCGCUGAAGGAGGACUUUUAAGCUUAACUCAACAAAUGGACUCAUUCCACCAAUUAGGGUCGCCUGUUGAAAGUUAUCCUACCAAAAUGGAUACUAGUGUUAAUCCUUUCGAAAAAUAUUAAUACCGAUUAAUAAUAAAUGUAUACAUUUUGUUUUUUUUUCGA
Messenger RNA from Panonychus citri (citrus red mite), 762 nucleotides. RefSeq names its product protein ILRUN-like. Bases 34 to 720 code for a protein of 228 amino acids. The transcript is spliced from 4 exons. The record is from RefSeq and is a predicted model, not a curated record. Gene Ontology annotation, cellular component: phagophore assembly site. NCBI's taxonomy places the organism in Eukaryota, Metazoa, Arthropoda, Arachnida, Trombidiformes, Tetranychidae. Gene Ontology annotation, biological process: macroautophagy. Gene Ontology annotation, molecular function: ubiquitin binding.